UCCCAACUUAACACCUCUCUCUCUCUCGUUCUCGUCUUGACUGCUAAGGUGAGGAUUAGGGUUAGGGUUUUGCAGAGAAGAUGGGAGUUUUCACGUUCGUUUGCAAGAGAUCCGGCGACGAUUGGAGCGGGAAGCAGCUGUCUGGUGAAGUCGAAGCUUCGGCAUCUUCGACCUUCGAUCUGCAGAGGAAGCUCGUCCAAGCAGCUCUCUCCACCGAUUCUUCUGGUGGGGUCCAGUCCUCGUUCUCCCUGAUCUCACCGUCUUCAGCUGUUUUUCAGGUGAUUAUCGGAGGUGGGGGCGGCGGCGGCGCUUUCAUCGGAGGUGGAGGAGCUGCUCCUGCAGCUGCCUCUGGGGGCGGUGCAGCCGCAGCCGAGGCACCUCCCGCUGAGGAGAAGAAGGAAGAGAAAGAAGAGAGCGAUGAUGACAUGGGAUUUUCACUCUUUGAUUAGUGAAGUAUAUUUAUCUAAGUUGCUAGCAGUUGGGAAUUCUGUUCCCUUUUUUUCUCCAUUUGAGAUUGUCAACAUUAGUGGAUGAUAAAACCUGGUUUUGCAAAUUAGGGCCAAUGGCAAUGAUUGUUUGGUGUGGUUUUGAUGAUUAUUACCUUAGUAAAUGAGAAAAGUAUCUUUGGGUUUAAAA
Magnolia sinica is the source of this 636-nucleotide messenger RNA. Its product is annotated as large ribosomal subunit protein P3-like. The transcript has 2 exons. Gene Ontology annotation, biological process: translational elongation. The record is from RefSeq and is a predicted model, not a curated record. Gene Ontology annotation, cellular component: ribosome. The coding region runs from base 81 to 449 and encodes 122 amino acids. Gene Ontology annotation, molecular function: structural constituent of ribosome. NCBI's taxonomy places the organism in Eukaryota, Viridiplantae, Streptophyta, Magnoliopsida, Magnoliales, Magnoliaceae.